AUGGAGAAGCUGUUUGAAAUUUUCCCCAGUACAGACGCUCAGAAGGUAUCUCUGGCAGCGUUCACGUUAGACGACGACGCCCGCAGCGUCCGAGACCGAAAGACCACGGAGUUCCAGAAUCUGACACAGGGGAACAAGACAGUGGCAGAGUAUGAUCGUGCCUUUACCGAAUUAGCGAGAUAUGCGCCCCAUAUGGUUGACGACGAAUACCGAAAAGCGAGAAAGUUCGAAGGUGGGUUACGUGGACCGAUACAAGACCGGGUCAACAUGCUCAACAUGCCGACAUACGCUGGAGUACUAGACAAGGCUAUCUUAGCUGAAGCUAACUUGAACCGAUACCAGAGUUCAAGUGAGGGCCAGAGGAAGAGACAGAAUUAUGACAAUCGCCGAGUUCCGUUUAAAGCCAAGAAGAAGGUGAAUGUGGACAGUUCCAGUAACCCAAAUCAGGAUGGGAAUGCUAAGCCGUUGUGUACGAGUUGUGGGAAGCUACAUUUUGGGGUCUGCCGUUGGGCGACAGGGGCUUGCUAUGAGUGUGGCGAGAUAGGCCAUCGCGUGAAAGACUGCCCGAAAGCAAGGACCGGUGAUGGGAAGAGGAAUGGAAGCACCUCGGGCUCUGCACAGAAGAAUAACAUCGGGGGAGUACAGGCGAGGCAGGGCAGAGUUUUCGCAUUGGUGCCAGGAGACGCCCAGAAUGCUGAAGCAGUGGUGUCAGGGCGUGUGUUGUUAUGA
Messenger RNA from Camellia sinensis, 729 nucleotides. Lineage: Eukaryota; Viridiplantae; Streptophyta; Magnoliopsida; Ericales; Theaceae. The record is from RefSeq and is a predicted model, not a curated record.